Messenger RNA from Poeciliopsis prolifica (blackstripe livebearer), 1758 nucleotides. RefSeq names its product granulito (gene gra). Bases 1023 to 1385 code for a protein of 120 amino acids. The transcript has 7 exons. NCBI's taxonomy places the organism in Eukaryota, Metazoa, Chordata, Actinopteri, Cyprinodontiformes, Poeciliidae. The record is from RefSeq and is a predicted model, not a curated record.
AAUGGACCAAUUAGAUCAGGUGAGAAUAUCUAUUUUGGUGUUAGUUGAAUGAGGGCAUUGUCUUCUGCAGUCUCCUUCACAUCACUUUAAUGUAUCUUUUUUGGAUAGUUCUAAGAGUCACUUAUUUCUAGCCAAGUUGGUCUCAAACUGCCUGAGUUGAGUAAAUGUAUUGCAUAAGUGCAUUUUCUCAAGGAAAAAAAAAACAUGGAUAAAUAGAUAAACUAUUAAGAUUACAAUUGGAUGGGUGGAAAAAUGUAAUAUGAAAAUAUAAUUUAUGAUGCAAAGAAAAAUUUAAAAAGUUGGACAUGACACUUUUUAACAAAAGAAUUUAAAAAAAAUCCAAAAUCAGAAUUUUCUUUCAUUCUUUUAAACAGUCUUUAGGGGCCCAAAUGUUGAAAAUAACUGAAAUGGGUCUAGGGAUAUGUUGGAAGCGGCUGCUUGUCUUUUUUUCUUUACAAAUAUGGUCUUGAACUUAAAGUGGAAAAUGUUAUGUUGUGAAGGUAAAUGUUUACUUUCUAUGAACACAUAGAAACGUUUGUUGUAGUGCUCUUUAGAGAGCAAACCUUGUUAAUAUCUGACCUAUUAAAUGUUGAAAAUAUUCUUGAGAGCUACCGAUUACGGAUGAAUUGUAGUACAUUUAAGUAAACAUGGGAUUAUCAUUGUCACCAAAACAUACACUAUAUCUGCUAAUUAUUUAGUGACAGUGAAAACCUCAGAAAAACAAAUCUAUUUCUCCUACUUUCACGACUUGAACUAAAACACCAGUGACUAUUGUUCCAACUCGGAACCCGGGUCAGCGCGUUCUGUCAACUUUUUUUGUUUCUCGGCUGUAUGAAAUUUCGAUUUUAAAAAACACCUCGAACGCACCAGACGUUAAGCUUUUAUUGCGAAAGUCAGAAAACCGGAAGUGCAAUUUGCCCCUGAGUAGCAUGGAGGCAUGACGCCGGUGAGCUGAGUAGGCACUUUAAACCGUAGAGAGGAAAGAGGAAAGCCACGCCAGGAAAGAUCCACAACGCUAGAGAAUGGAGGUAUCAAGUCGAAGAGUCCUACUGAGGCACCUGGAGCCAGCGAGGCCUCUGCGCCGCUGCGUCCAUGUUAAUGUUGAGCCACAAAUAAAUGCUGCAGCAGGUGAACAGCCCUUGAUGGAGCAGGAGAGUACUGUUGGCAUAGAGCAGUUUUUGAAGAUUUUCAAUCUUCACAAACAGAAAAAAGUAGAAAGAAUAUCUUACACAAGAGACUUUUUAAUUGGUUUGGCCGGCUGCCCUGAAGCCAAGAAGAGGCCAGAAUACCUACCGGACCACCCCAUUGUGUUACCCGAGGCAAGGGAUCCAGGCCAGCAAGAGCUGGGAGUAACACAAUGGAAUGGUGUAAAAGAAGAUGUAUGAGAUGCCAGCAAGGCCUUCCACAUCUUGAGAAACUUGCACAAGUGAUGUUUACAGCAAAUAGGUUUUGCACUGUGUUGAUUGCUUCUCUGCUUUAAUUUAUUUUAACCUAUAACAUUACUGUUUGCAUGUUACUUUCAAGUUUUUUUGACGCCUUUUUGCUGUGUGAAAUGUUUGUUUUAUCUUGUCUGUUUCAAAAAAGGCUCUAAACAGCAAGGCAAAUUUGCCAAUAUUUCUUUCUGACCUGAUGUAAAGUGUAACUUUUGAACUUCAUGUAAUUCAGCAGAAAAUAUUGGAUUGAGUAAUUCGUUGAUAUUGUCUAUAUGUACGACACAUGCAAAAAUACUGUUGUUUGCAUUAAAGAACAAAAAAACAA